Molecule: messenger RNA, 8702 nt
Organism: Limulus polyphemus (Atlantic horseshoe crab)
Lineage: Eukaryota; Metazoa; Arthropoda; Merostomata; Xiphosura; Limulidae
Product: probable E3 ubiquitin-protein ligase bre1
Exons: 8
Coding region: 214-2892 (892 amino acids)
Source: RefSeq, a predicted model, not a curated record
GUAUCCGUCAUGAAGUAAUUUUUGUAUUAAGUUGGUUUAACUUUUGAGUUUUAUCCUAAAAGUAAAACUUGAAAAGUUACGCUGUUAGUAUUACAGCAAUACACAACAUAAUUGUAAUGUAAUACAAUACUGGGCGUAGUGACAGUAAAAUGUAAUAGGAAAACAGUGUGAUGUUUGUGAUUAUUAAUAUUGGGACUGUAAAAGUAUGGUGAAAUGGCAACUGAAAAUAGUGAUUCAGAGAGUGUCAAUGGAUGGACACUUUUAUCAACUGUGAAAGAUGGACAAGAGAGAAGUAAUAAUGAAGACCUUGGUGAAGAAGGGCUUGUUGAAUCAGUUAAGGAGGGAUCUGCUGAGAGGGAUGAAGUAACAGAACCAAACAUACCAAAAGUCACUGUAUCUGAGGCAAAAGAAGAAGAAACACAAGCAUCUGAGGAAGAGCCCUGUAGUAAGCAGACUGAACUUGCUAUUGAGGAUGAUGCAUCUUCACAAGUUUGUAAAGAGGGUCAGGUUGAAGUGAUGGAAGAUGAACCUCAGAAGAUGGAUGAAACUAAGACACCACAAGAGUUACUAGUACCCUCCAAUCAUUCAAACUGUAACAUUCCCAAUGUUACACCUGAGAUAGAUCACAACAACUUCAUAAACAAUGAAGGAGUCGAAAUAAUUAAUGAAGAUCUCUCAGAUGCUUCUUCACUGUCCCCUAUCCGUGAGGAAUUACCGGUUGAUGUAGACAUGAAGCCAGGAGUUAAACACUAUGUUCACACUCCAAACACCCGCUUAAAUGUGAUACUGAAUCUUAUUGUGGCAUUAGCAGUUACUGCAGUGAUUGGACUUGGUGUGGGACAUUUUCUAGGUUGGUCAAAUCAGUGGUGGUAUCAGAAACAGGUGACCCGCAGUCAAGUCCUUAAACUAAAGCAGCUGGAAGAAGAAUUGAUCCAAUGUAUGAAACAAGAGAGUCAACUAGCAUCAGAGUUUCAGGGCUCUACAGUUUGCUACAAAAACUCAGAAUAUUGGAAACAAAGGUUCGAGGAAUUAUUUGAUGAAAGUGAAGACCUAAGAGUACUCAUGGAAAAGACUCAAGAUCAUCUACGAAAACAAAACCUGGGUAUGAUACCAUUAUCCCCUGUCUCAACUAACUGCCCUUCUGAUGUCAGUGAAGAAUUUCACAAGUUGAGGCUCGACUUACUUGUAAAACAAAUGGAACAUUUAAGGUUUCUUAAAACUUAUGAGGAAGUGAAACAUCAAGAGAAGGAAUCCCGCAAACGCCUCAAAGUUUUAGAGAGUGAAAAUACAGAGCUAAAAGCAAAAUUGGAAGAGGAAGAAGAAGAUGAUAAGGUACUGGAGCAAACAGUUAGCAAACUAAGUGAAGAAAAUGUAGAGCUCAAAGCUAAGCUAGUGGAAGAAGAAGAAGACGAUAAGAUGCUGGAGCAGAGAGUUAAUAAACUCAAUAAAGAGAAUGUGGAACUAAAAGCCAAGCUGGUGGAAGAAGAAGAAGAAGAUAAGGCUCUUUUGCAAAGAGUUGAUAAACUCAGUGAGGAAAAUGUUGAGUUAAAGGCUAAGUUGAUAGAAGAAGAAGAAGAUGACAAGAUUUUAGUGGAGCUAGAGGAAAAAAUGGAAAUUCUUAUGAAAGAAAACAGAUUACUUAAGUCUCAGCUUUCUUUAGAUGAUGAUGAUGAUGAGAAAGAUAGUCUUACUAGCUUGAAAGGGGAGGCUCGUAAUAUACAAUUCGAAAAUCUAGAACUGAAGAAAACCUUGGAACAACUUCAAUCCCAGCUUCUGCAAUCGACUGCUUCAAGUGAUUUAGAUGACCUGACUCAAAAUAUAGAUACAGACAAAGCAGAAAGUAAAUUAAAGUUAGAAACUUUAAGGAAACAGAUUAAUACUCUGGUUAUAGAAAACAGAUAUCUUAAAGCAAGCAUUGUUCAGUUAAAGUACACUUUGCCUUUCAAAACAGAAGAAGAACAACAACAGCAACUGAAUGAACUGCAGCAUGAGAACCAAGACUUAAAAGAUGAGAUUGGAAGACUCCGAUACACAAAACCUCCUACCAGAGAGCAUCCUCCACUCGAUGUGCCCCUCAGUAACCAAGAUGAUGAUACAGAUCAAAAAGCUGAAGAUGCACCUGUUGACACAAUAAAGUCUUUACUUCAGAUGUUGGCUGAUGCAGAACAGGAGUCUAGGCGAUGGAAAAAACUUUAUGAAGAAAUUAAAACAGAAUUACAAAAGACCAAUGCCUUGUGGAAUGGCACAUCUCUUCCUUGGCUUCUACCACAUGUAAAUUGGACUGAAGCAGUUAUCACCGGUUUUUCUAAUGGCACCAAGACUGUUACAGGCAUCAUAACUUCAGUUCUUGACCAUAUAUCAAAACACAGUGUAGCAGACACUAACGUUAUUAAUGCACAACUAAACAUAACUGAAGGAGUACUUGAAGACUUUCAACAGAGACUAACAGAAAAGUGGACAGAGCUACAGAAGAUCACAGAGUCAAAGCAAUAUCAACAGUUCAACAGCAAUUCUCAGAAAUUAAUCUUCAAAAUGUCACAAGCCUUACAUAAUGCUGUUCAGAAAGUGCAAGAUGCUGCAGCAAGGUUCUAUAAGAACCAGAAGCCCUUAGAGGCUCAGAUUGACAAGUUAACUGCAAAAGUCUUUAAAAUCAUGGAAAGACAAGAGGAACGGUGGGCAGAGAUGAAGAUGAAAUGGGCAAGAAAAUUUUCAAAACACCAGGUCUCGUUUGACAAAGAUGCAAAUGGAGAUGGUCUUGAUGACUACACAGUUGUUGAGCAUCUUCAAGUCUUACCACAAAAUGAAGAUGAUAAUCAGAAGAUUACACUUGAAAACGUGGAAUAUGAAAACAGAAAAGAAGAAUCCAAAAAGUCAGAACGAACAGAGCUAUGACUAGAUGAAGAAGAGUAAUGCUGAAAAUGCAGGUGAAGUGUAUACACCAUCUUUCUUUAAGAUCAAACACCAGGAAAUGAAAUAGAACUGUUAGCACAAAGAUAAUACAGAUACUUAUGUGAUUAGAUUUAGGAGAGAUAUGUGGGCUACAAAAUUGUACACACAAGAAAACAUUGAUCCAAAUUGUUGAAAAUUAAUGAUGUAAGUUCUGUAGGGAAAGAGCUUAUUUACAUGUGAUAACUUAGAAGCAAAAAAAAAGCAUGAAGAGUAGUUCUUCAGUGAAUUUCAUGUAGUGAGUUACCUUGUUUUUCAAUUUAUAUGCUAUAGAUUCCAUUAAUGGCAUGUGUUUUAAAUCAUAUACAAGUAUACAUGUUUGUGAUGUGUUUAGCUUAGUGAAAGUAAUUUUACUUUUGUUUAAUUAGUCUAAAUGAUUACAUAAUUGCAUUUCUUUCCAUUGGCUAAUUUUGGCUGAUUCUAAUAGGACCAAUUUUUCUUAUUAUUCAUAUUAUUUUCUAUUCGUUUUAAUAUCUUUAUUUCUUAUUGCUGUGCUUUACUAUACAGAAUGAAAUGCUUAUUUUCAUAAAGUUUCACAUUUUACAAGUAAUAUAUCACAGGUACCAGUUUCUCCUAGUUAGCGAAUGGUAAUUGGUUAACUUCAUGUAACGAAAGCAUUCCUCAUUUAUAGUAUACUGUUUUUAUUAAACACCUAAAGAAGUAGAGACAAAGGAUCAUGGUUAACUGCUUCUAAAAAUUAGUUGCACUUUGGUUGUAAAGAAUGGUAUGCUUUUUAACUCCUUGUUUGAAAACAAAUAUUCUUAACUAUUGUAUUUUGUUCAGAACCCAUGCAAGUACGCUGCUUUGUGUACAAUAUCUGUGUCACAAGUACACAGCAAUUUUAAACAUUGUUCUGUAUACUUCUUAUACAGAUUUACUCUACAGUAAAUUAUUUUAUAAUAGAUUGUAUUAUGUACUUCAUAUAAAUUUGUAUAGUAAUUGGUAUGUAGGUGUUAUUAAAAUACACUUCCUCUACUCUAUACAUAAUGAUGUACUAAUAUGCAUAUAAACAUAUUUUUAUCGUGAUUUUAAUGUAUCACAUCUCUUAGCUUAUGCUUUAUAUUUUUAAGUACACAUCAUGUUGCUCGUACACACCAGACCUGAUUGUACCUAACCUUGUAAGCUCAUGUUGGAUGUAUAUUACUGUUUGUUGUCUUGAAAGAAUGUUUUAGAUUAAAUACACUUUAGCUUUAUACACAAGUAUACUAUUUAGUAUUAAGUGUACUUCAUCAUUCUGUAGAUGAAAGCCUUUCAUUUUGUCAGUGCAUUGUAUUUGACAGGACCUUCAAGUAUUAAAAUUAGUGUAUCAGUGGAUAUUUGUAUUUAGUAGUGUGUAGAAAAUAUAUAAAUAUAUCAGACUAAACUAAGAGCUUUAGAUUAAUUUUUAUGAGAUGUGCACCAGUCUUCAGUAGUGUUCUGAUUCCUAGGAAAUGGGUUAAAACAUCAGACAUCACACAUUUAUGACUUCAGGAUUUUCGCACAUUGACAGCUUUUAAUAUUCCUUUUUUUCUGUAUGUUUCCACUCUUGAUACUGUAUUUACUAAAACAUAACACAUUCUUCAAAAAUACCUCAUAGAGCAGCAUAUUUUGUUCUCUUAACAAACCUGAAUAAAAUGCUCAUUUGGUUAAUUGUACAAUAUGUAUAUGAGGUGUUUUAGAAAAAUGAUUCUUUUAUGAAAAAGUGACCUAACUGAUUCAAAAAUAGUGUAUAAAUUGGCAUAUAAACAUAUUUUUUUUAUCUUGAUUUUAAUAUAAUGCUUUACUAAAUACACAUCAUGUUGCUCGUCCACACGAGCCCUAAUUAAUUCAAAAAGAUUGUAUAAAUAUUUUUACUUUAUUUGAUUGUAAAUUUUCCGAAGCAGUAAAGUUAAAUUAUUUGUUAGGGGGUCUCAUGAUGCAUUGUUCUAGUUUCUCAAAGACAGCUUGAAGUUAGUGUUAACAUCUGUAAAUAGCCUAUAGUAGAGAUAUUAAGCUAAUUUUAAGAAAUUUAAAACCUAAUUUUGCCUCCAAUCACACAUUUUUACCCAACCCAAUUUGUCACCUAAAUUAUUGAUAAUAUUUGUACACUAUCAUUAUGGUGUUUAAAGUGUCACUGAAAAAUUAUUCACAGAAGUAUUAGAAAUGUAUAGAGUUAAUGAAAUGUUUACUUAUCUAACAUAUUAAAUAAUUAAAUGUUAAAGCUGAUUUUACUAGAACAAAGUCACAUUAGGGUGAAAAGUAGAACAUGAACACUUUCUCUAGAGCACAAAACUGGAAUGUUAAAGGUGUGGGUGUAAGCCUAAUGAAUAGAUUGGACUAUGUGCAAGCUUCAUUAGUACUUUCUAUUCUCCAACACUUAACUGAAAAAGGCCAUUGGAUCAUCUUAAGAUAUUUCACAAAUAAGGCACCUAUUUCUUAAGCUACUUGUAUUUGCAUAAGGUUAUUAAAGAUAUAAAAAUUAUCUUUGUCAUAAAUUAUGUGUUACGGUAGUUGUAAUAUUAGUGAAUGAUACAGUGCACUUAUGAAGAAAUAAAGUAUUAAUGAACUUUUCACUUCAUAUGUAAUUAAAAUUGAUUUAUCAAAUUUGCUCAAAUUUUACUUUAGUUUUUCAGAGUUUCUGUAUGGAUGUAAAAAAAAGUACUCCUUGAAGUAUGGUUAGUAUGAGCUCCUACUGGUGUGAAGAUUGUCUGUUGACUUUUCCCAUUUCAAGAAGUGUGUGUGAACUUAGUGGAAAGGUACCUGUCAUUCUACUUGUGAUUGAAUAACUUUUCACAUUUCCUAAAACAUAGAUCUUUAGAGUUAUCAGUGAGUGAAAUUGAAUUCUUAAUAUUAAUUUUUUUUAUAUAAUGUGAUCUCACUUUUUAGGGUGAAUCCUCUAAAUUGAAAGUAUUAUUCUAGAAAAUGGAUCCAUUUUAUAAGCAUCAUUUCUUAUUAUUAAAAAUUUUUCAGCAUUCAGUAGGCAAAGAAAGUUUUGCAAUUCUAUCCAUCUGACAGAUUCUGUCAUAAAGUUUUAGAAGUGUUAUGUUUCUGAACCAAAAAAUGUUUCAGCUAUAGAUGGAUAUUAUCACAUCGACAUUUUUCAAUAUUCUCAGAGAUGAUGUAGAGUAUAGUAUAAAUUUUUGUUAAUAUCAUUUUUAUUUUUUAAUUAAGUCAAGUGUAAACUUUCUCUUCAGGAUAAACACAAAAAAAUUGAUAACCAGUCGAAACAAAAGCUCAGUGCACAUAUAUAUACGCUCAAUAUAAUUAAAAUUCAGUUUCAGUUGAAAAAUUUGUUUGCCUAAAAGAAGCUUAUACAUAUAACCUUCUGUUAAGUAAAAUAAUAUAAUACUUUUGUAAUUUUUUUAGAAAGUAUUUUUUUAAUCCGAUGUACUAUAAUCUGAUAUUUUUAAAGACCAUCUGGUGUACAUCUGCACUAAUUAUAUCAACUUUGAAAAACUUAAAUGUAUAAAUCGUAUAAUAAAUAGCAAAGUUAUUAGAUUGGAACUUUAUUUUAAAAAGCCAACUUCACAGUUUCUAUUUACGUGUAACUACUGUCAUGUACGAGCAUGCCUAACUGUGGUGCUUCAGUUUUCUUUCAUAACAGUUAUAAUAGUCAGUUAUCAGAUAAAGAUAACUAGUUAUCCAUUUGUUAAACAUGUGUUUUAAUAUAAAUUGUAGUAGAUUUUUCAGGAGUUAACCCAGAUUUUCAUAGCCUUGUGGAAUAUUACAUUAAUAGAUAAUUAACCUGUUUACCCAAAUUAUUUUGUGAAUUGUGCACAUUUUUUAGUAUCAUAAGUAUUAGUAAAUAAUAUUAAUGGGUCAUACAGAUUAUUAGGGUGGUUGCCAAUAAUGUUUAAGUUUUUAAUUUCAUAACCCAGAGUUUUGUUGGUGUUACUUCAGUUAUUUCUGGUAUCUUAUUAACCAAAAAAAUCUUUUCUUCAGUUAAAGUGCUUAUCAAGGCAUGUAUUUUUGGUAUGGAUGUUAUAAACUUUAGCAUAUUGUUUAAUUCUAUUUACAGUUGGAAACUUACAUGAAGAUAUCCACUAAUUUGGUGUUUACAAUUUAUAAGUUCAAAAAUACAAUUUAAAUUUUUUUUAUAGUAACAUUGCUUCAAAUUAAAACAGAAUUCAUGCACAAUUUGAUCCAUUUAAGACAGGAAAAUUUAGUUAGGGUUUUCUGUAAUUUGUCAGUGUGUGAGUAAAAAAAUGGGCAAUAGAAUUAAGGAAUUGAAUUUUCUUUUAUUUCUUUAAAGUAAAUAAACGGUUGAUGGUGCAGUUUAAAAUAUUUUGCUCUAAGUUUUCUCGUGUUUAUUUUAUUGCAUUCUUUAAGUUUUUAAGUAAAGGAGAAAUCUGAUGUUUAUUUUUUCAAUUAGUGUAACGUAAAAGAAGAAAAUUAAUGCACUUGCAUUCAAAUGGUUUUAUGCAGUACAAUGAAAAAUGAAUUUUGAAAGUAUAUUUGAAUUUUCAUGUUUUUUUUACUUGAGUAAUGUUAAAAAGAUCAGCACGUUAUAUAUAUUGAAAAAAACAUUAAAUCUUAGAUAUGUCAAAUUUUACCCAUUAUGAUAUCUUUUUCAAAAAUAGCAUGAGAUUAAUCAGUGAAAUAUUAAGUUUUGAAAAAUUUUUAAACCUGUUUAUCUUGUUUAAAUGGAAUAAUGAAUAAAUGGAAUGGUAAAGUAUUCAGUUAAACACAAAGUAAAUGCAGUAAUAUUAUUAUCUUGGGAUGUGUUUUAUGUUCUCUUGUAGGUUUCUUUAAAAAUUCACAUUUCUAUUUAUUGUACUUGGAUCAUAGCUAUGUUUUUACAUUCUUGGAGUAUAAAAACAGAAAAGAUCUAUAAAACUUUAAAGUUAAAAUAAGGGAAAUUGUGACAGAAAUUUUUGACAAUUGCACACAAUACAUUAUAAAAUUUUGUAUAUUUUUCAAUUUUAAAUGAAAAAGUUGUUGGUUAUAACUGAGCUUCAUAUCUGAUCCAGAUCUUGUGUUUUUGUGUAACUGUGUACAGGAUGGAGCAAAAGUUACUAUAAAGUUGGUACUAGAGAAAAUACUAUGAACACAACUGAAACCAAUUUUCUUAUUUUUUGUUUCAGAAUAAUAGGCAGAAAGCAAACCAUAUUCCAAAUGAAACAACUGUAUGGUCUCUUUUGCCCAACCCUGUAUUAUAACAAAUUCCUAGUUUUAUGAUGUCGGAUAAUGUUCUUUUAAACCAGAAAUGUAGGUUAUGCUGUCUUGUAAAUUAUCAUCUUAUAAAAAAGAUACUCUGAAAAUAUAAGGGAAACUUGUAGUUUUAUAACUUAUAUUAGCACUUUUAAUAAAGUUAUAAAAUAGAAUACAUUUAAUCUAGUCGCAUGUACUUAGAACUUGCUUUCCUAAAACUGUAAAGAAAACAUUUUAAAGCACUUAAGCACCGAGUUCUGAAAUGGAUGUUAAAACAUAGUUAUUUUGUAUAGCUAGCUAUACGUAAGAGGGCUAAAAACUAAUUUGUAUGUAGAAACAGCAAGUGUAAACUUUAGAUAGAAACAGAAAACAAUUUAAGAUUUGCUUUGCAAGGUGUGAUCUGUUGAGUGUAAUAAAUGUACGUACAAAGUAUAUGUUAACUAUGGUUGUUUACUUUGUAGUCAAUGAGAGUGAAAAAUAAAGAAGCAAGUUUUAUCUUAAGUUUUGGUGAGAGAAACAUUGUUAAUGUGGUUUGCCUUGCUGUUGUGCUUUGCUUCUGUGAUAAUUCAUAAGUUCUGAAGCUCCCUUGAGCACCACCAUUGGCUGUAGACCAUUAAAGCCUUGAUCUAAUAAACUAGUGUCUAAAA